ACGGGAAAACCAAUUGCCUGGCUACCGUUACCUUAGUAAGCGUCUCUGGAUUAUAACCGAAUUCCAAAUUUGAAAUGUUUUUGACCAGGUUUUGAAUCAACCUCGUAAAUAUUACUCACAUUUUGAGUAUUAAUCGCCUGCAAGCAAACAGCUUAUUUUCGCGCUCUUGUGAGGAUCCCUACGUCAGUUAGCAAGUUUUGCUCCUGUUAACAAAAUGGCGGACAAUGAAGACGAAAAUAAUUCUGCGUCCAAAUCUGCUGCAGAACAAAUGGAAAACCUCGACACGAGCGAACCUCUGCAGCAGCCCGAGACGACACAAGCCGAAGGGGAAAACAACCAAGAAGACGCAAGCAAAACGCCGUCCACCGCAGAAGGGGGCGUUGAUCAAGGCCUCGUCGAGUUAAUGCACAGCGAGUCGGAGGUGGAUGUCAGAGUUGUGGAUGGUAACGUAACUCAGGAGGUGAUCGGGCAGAUUGUGAGCGGUGAGGUGAUAACCGAUUCAAAUAUCAUAACGUCUUAUGUUCAGGCCACCGCAGAGGCCGGUUUAACGGCAGAAUGCACCACUGUAAGCGGCGACGUCCUAAACGCUCUUGCACCGACGACCACCAUCAUUUACGUGCAGCCCGACGGCAGCUUCGUGGAAAGCUCGGGCUUAUCGGCUGAGGAGCAGCAGCAAUUAAUCGAGCAAUUAUCGAAACAACAAUUAGUCCAUGUUGCAGGGACUGAGACAGUUGUGAAACCCUCCACUGCCCCUAUCGUGGACGUGCAGCAGGUUAUAGUGAGUAAAGCACAGGUGAUAGCACAGCCAGAGCCAGCUACGACCCAUACAACUACCCCGAAGAUACUGCAGAGGUCUGUCACAGCGCAGCCGACGUCCUACAUUACACUGGAAACCAGUAAUUUGCAGUUGGCGACAGCGGUCCAGCCACAGCCCGUCAGUAUCGUGCAGAACGCGUCGCAGCAGCUGCAGAGCGUCGCCAAACACGUCGCGCUGCAGCAGUCGCAGAAUGGAGCCAACACGACCACACAGAAGGCAGCCGAGCCCAUCCAAAUUCAAGUGCAGGCACCUCUGAAGCAAGACAAUAAACAACGGCAGACAACUCCAAUAACAAUUUUACAGUCGCAGAAUCUGUCAACCGGUCAGCCGCUGGUGAAGGUUUCAACCGUAGGAACAUUAAGCAGCCCACAGAUCAUCCACAUCACCCCUGUGCCUGGACAGCAGCAAUAUUUCUUACAAAACCCAAACGAUCCUCCUAUUCAGCUUCUCCUUCAGAAACCGGCUCCUAUGGUUAGCACCAUUUCUGUCCCAAUUAGCAAGGUACAUGUCCCUGCACCUGCCACAGUCAAGAGUCCAUCAGCCAAGCCAGUUGUUCCUACCCCAAAGAUCCUUGUGCCGUCUCCGAAAGUUUUAUCUCCUCCAGCCAAGAUAACAAUGCCUGCCAAAGUUAUUACUGUGGAAACAAAAACUUCAACUCCAGCUGUUGGAAAGGAUACCCAGAAAGCUAAGAAUCGCCAGAAGAAGCCUCAAAAAAUCCAGACCCGCUCUGGUCGGGUGUCUAGACCACCUAAGCACAAGGUGAAGGACUACAAGUUUAUUAAGAAUGAGGACUUGGCAGAAAGCCACCAAUCAGAUUCAGAUGACUACUCUGAGAUAAGUGUGGAGGAUGAGGAUGGAGAAGAACGCGGGAAGAAGAGCUCAGAUGUAACCCUCAAUCUCCGUGACAAAUCCUUUAAAUGUGAUACCUGUGAUAAAGCGUACAUCGGCGUCGCUGGUUUGAACAGACACUAUAAGCUAAAUCCCACACAUGACAAGAACCCGACGCCACCUCAAGCAGAAGACCUCUCCACAACUAGAGACGAACAACCUUCAGGAACUGAAGUCACUGAUAAUAGUCAUGUGAAAACACUCAGUACUCAAAAAGUUCAAGAAAUUGGCAAGGUAGAACCCAGGAGACCUGGGCGGCCCAGGGGACCAGUACGGCCAGGCCGUCCUAGGAGGCCUGGGCGACCACCUAAGAGAGGACGACCAGGACGGCCACCCAAGUACCCCAGAGGAAUGAGCUUAGAGCAGCAAGCACAAAGACAGAGGAAUCGGCUAAAAGAAUUCAUUAAACAGUACGAUGAUGAAGAUCUCAUGGAGAUUGUUCUUCCACGUCUGGCCAGAGUCAUGACUGUAUGGGAGUUUGUGCUGAUGAAGGUUGAAAAGGGCUACCCAUCAAAGCAACAGUUCCCGAGCGUGUACCAUGAAUUUGAACAACUACACAGCCAAGUGAAGAAGAUGGCCCUGGAAUAUUUGCACACUUCACCAGCCUCUCGGCCAGCUAUAGAGGUCAACAACAUGGGAGUUUUACAAUCUCUGGGUAUAACCGAUCCCAAUGCACUGAAACUCCUGACUUCCUCUGAGGGACAACAAAGUCAAAAGACAAAUCAGUCAGAGCCAAGAGCAAAUCAGGCCACAAAGAGUCUACGGAGUAUUGAGAAUGCCAAAAUGCUGCCUCCUGCAAAAAGGUUUAAAAUAGAAAACUGCAACGAAGAAACCAACGGCUAUCAAGUUAAUCAGAAUGGCAUCCAGAAGGACGAGACCGUUGACGGCUCUGUGAUGCGAAAACCUCAGGUGGUGUUGACCAGACUGGAGAGCUUGACUUCUGUAGAUCUAACCGCUGACGACGCCACACAGAGCGCUGAAAACGCCAGCCCACCGAGGACAGAGGAAGAGCCUAUGGAGACGGAUGUGCCUUCUUCGGAUUCUGAUGCUACAAGAGCCGUAGAAGAUCCAGAGAUCUCCAAGGUCCUGGACAGCAGCGUAGCCGUGGAUAUCGCGGAUCAGAUGAAACAGCUGGAACAGGCUCUGAGCACUGACUCCGAGUUUAAGAACUCGCAAGAACAAGCUCAGCAAGAGGUUCAAGAGGACCAGGUCGACGCUCUCGAAGAUCCCGAGGCCAUUCAGGUGGUGCAGGAAGAAUCUUCUGUUGUUAUCCAGACAGCAGAGGGGCUUGUCAUGCAGAGCGCGGAAGAGUUAGCCGCCAAAGGGAUCGUCAUUGUCAACGGGCCCGAUGGCACAAUGAUGCACAUAGAGGCACCUGAGGGGGUUCCUUUAGAGACUGUUCAUGCCCUGCUGGGCAUUGAAACUGAAAGAAAGACUUAA
Molecule: messenger RNA, 3145 nt
Organism: Rhinichthys klamathensis goyatoka
Lineage: Eukaryota; Metazoa; Chordata; Actinopteri; Cypriniformes; Leuciscidae
Gene: znf839
Product: zinc finger protein 839
Exons: 7
Coding region: 215-3145 (976 amino acids)
Source: RefSeq, a predicted model, not a curated record